UUGUCGCGCCUCGACGAGCGCACUUAGCCGUUAUGUGUCGUACAUCGAAACAAGUUUGACGGGAAAUUCGUAAAGUUUUCCAACUGCAUCCGGACUAGCUUAGCGAUGUGCCCCGUAAUAGUGACGUACUGAACAGUGACAGUUUUAAGUUAGCCGAUCGAAAUGUUAUCAUUUGGAUUAUUGAGUGUGUGGUAUGCAGCUUGGAGCUGGACGUACCUGAGCGCCAGUGGGGCGUCGCUGACGAGUCGAGUGGCGGAGGCACCGCAGGAGUGCGAGUGGCAGCGUGUGUCGGGAGGCGCGGGCGAGCCCACGCGCGUUCAGCUGGCAUGCUCGCUGCGCACCGCCGCAGGCGCAACCGACCUGCUUGCCGGUCUCAGCACAUCGCAGGCGCAGCGCAUCACCUCCCUCGAUCUACAUUGCACUGAUGUGCUUUUUUUCGAGAGUUCGCUCGAUGUUGGCAGGAGAAAAGAGGAAGGCACCGAACUUCUAUCGAGAUUUCACAAUCUUAAAGAAAUGAGGAUAGAGUCUUGUAAAAUACGAUAUGUGCCAUCAGCUGUUUUGUCCCCGCUCAGUGGAUUGCGAAGUUUGAUUAUUCGCACACACAAUACUGACUGGUCGGCUAUGUCAAUGGAGUUUCACCGAGAUUCCUUCCGUGGGCUGACCGACCUCAGGAAUUUGGAUUUGGGAGAUAACAACAUAUGGAUUUUACCAUCAGAGAUCUUCUGUCCUCUAUAUAAUUUGAAAGAUUUAAAUAUUACACAAAAUAGAUUACAAGAUAUUUCAAAUCUUGGAUUCUCUGACUGGGGCAACGGUCCCACUGCACCUGGAAAGUCGUGUAAUACAGUGUUAGAGACAUUAGACAUGUCAUACAAUGAAAUAAGUGGCUUACCGGAUAAUGGACUAUCAAGUUUGCGUGCACUUCAAAAGUUGUUUUUGCAAAACAAUAGGAUUUCAAGUGUAGCUGAUCGAGCUUUUGUAGGACUGAGUGAUCUCCAAAAACUUAAUUUAUCAUCGAAUGCACUGACUGCUUUACCACCAGAGAUGUUCCAGUCUUCGCGAGAUAUUAAGCAAAUAUACUUACACAACAAUUCGUUGAGUGUACUUGCGCCUGGAUUACUGGAAGGUUUGGACCAACUGCAAAUAUUAGACUUAUCUUCUAACGAAUUGACAAGUGAAUGGGUGAACAGAGAUACAUUUUCUGGAUUAGUGCGACUUAUAGUUUUGAACUUAUCACACAAUAGGAUAACUAAGAUUGAUGCACUGCUAUUUCAAGAUUUAAAUAACCUCCAGUUUUUGAGUUUAGAGUUUAAUAAUAUUGGGCGAAUAGCAGACGGGGCAUUUUCCAAUUUGAAAAAUCUUCAUUCCCUCUCCUUGGCGCAUAAUAAUAUCAUAGAAGUUGAUAGCAAUCAUUUUUCUAAUUUGUACGUUCUGAACCAGCUAUUCCUCGAUGGAAAUAGAAUAACCAAAGUGGACCUCCGUUCUUUCGAAAAUAUAACAAAGCUUCACGAUUUGGGAUUAAGUGGUAACCAGUUGACUGAAGUUCCCGAAGCUAUAAAAACUUUAAGAUUUUUAACAUCUUUAGACUUAGGAAUGAACAGGAUAACUAAAGUUACAACAACCCAGUUUGAGGGAUUAGAUGAUUUGUAUGGCUUGCGGCUAGUUGGAAACAAAAUCGAAAAAAUUUCAAAAGAUACGUUCUCGGCCUUAUCGUCACUGCAGAUAUUAAAUUUGGCUUCAAACAAUAUUGACCAAAUCGAUGAUGGAGCUUUUGCCACAAAUAUGCAACUCAAGGCUAUUGGUCUAGACGGCAACAAAUUGGUAGACUUAAAAGGAAUAUUUACUACCACACAGCCGCUUGUUUGGUUAAAUGUGUCUAAUAAUGAGCUACUUUGGUUUGACUACAGUAACAUACCAACUAAUCUGGAAUGGCUAGACAUGCAUGAAAAUAAGAUAGAAAAGAUUGAAGAUACAUAUGGUGUCAAGGAAACAUGCAACGUCAAAAUGCUCGAUGUAAGCAACAACAAGCUUCGAAGCAUCGAUGAAUUUUCAUUUCCUAGUAGCAUAGAGACGGUAGUUUUAAACCAUAAUCACAUCGAAAAAAUUAAUCCCGGGACUUUUCUACAAAAAUAUAACUUGAAUAAAGUGAUACUAUAUUCAAAUAAGAUAAAAACAUUAGACGUGGGGGCCUUCGCUAUAUCAUCUGUUCCAGAGGACAAAGAUUUGCCCGAGUUCUAUAUCAGUGAAAACCCAUUUGAGUGCGAUUGUACAAUGGAAUGGCUUCAACGAAUAAAUCAAUUGAGUGACCUUAGGCAGCGACCUAGGGUAAUGGAUUUAGAAAGUGUAAGGUGCUCUUUAACUCAUUCACGAAGUAAUUCAGAUAUGCUUUUACUCGAAGUGAAAUCUUCCGAAUUCUUAUGCGAAUAUGAUUCUCACUGCUUUACUCUGUGCCAUUGUUGUGAUUUUGAUGCUUGCGACUGUAAGAUGACUUGUCCAGAUAAGUGUUCAUGCUAUCAUGAUCUCACCUGGAACUCCAACGUAGUCGAUUGUUCCAGUGCCGGCUACAAUCACGUGCCCGAGCAAAUACCAAUGGACGCGACCGAGAUCUAUUUGGACGGAAACGAUCUAAAAGAUUUAGGUAAUCACGUAUUUAUCGGUAAAAAGCGACUGCAAGUUUUGUAUCUUAACAACAGCAAUAUCAACACAAUACAAAACAGAACGUUUAACGGGAUCGAAUCACUGAGAGUACUUCACUUAGAAAACAAUAACUUGGAAACGUUGAGAAAUACCCAGUUCACGAGACUACAGAAUCUCAAUGAGCUUUAUUUACAAGAUAACAAAAUCAAAGUUAUCGAGAAUGAUACAUUUAAUUACUUGCCAUCACUGGAAUUUUUAAAUCUUGACAACAACGGGUACGUUGAUUACAUGCCGUGGCGAGUAAUCACAGAUAACAACCCUCGCACUCGGGUAUCCAUCGAAGGAAACAAAUGGAUAUGCGACUGUAAGGACGUAGCGCAGUUAAAUCAAUGGCUAAUAAAAAAAUUAAAAGAUACCGAAAGCAUGAUGUGCUACUUUGCUCAUGGCCAACCAAUGAAUAAAACUAUAGGGACCGUAUCUAAGGAAUGUAAAACAGAGGCCACUACUGAGGAAACCGGGACCGAGACUUUAAAGCGGUUAUUCAUCGAGACGAACGAUGGGGUCGGAAAUUAUAUUCCAUAUAUUGCGGGGGUCUUGAUAAUAGUAAUCGUGCUUUUAUUGAUGUGUGCAUUGUUUCUCUUCGUAUUCAGAGAAGACUUUAAAUUAUGGAUGCAUUCAAAAUACGGCGUACGAGUAUUCAGUUCCACGCCAAAGGACAUGAACGAUAAUAAAAAUAAGCGUUUCGACGCAUUCUUUGUGUAUAACUCACGAGAUGAAGACUUCGUCACGCGUGCUGUAAGCUCUGAGUUAGAAAAUUCGGGUCACACUUUGUGUUUACAACACAGAGACUUACAACUAAUCGAGAGACGCUCCAGUGAUAGUUUAGUUAGUGCGGCUGAGAGUUCAAAAAGACUCAUGAUAGUGUUAUCAAUCAACUUUUUACAACAAGAGUGGUACGCGCCCGAGUCCAGGGCGGCCGUACAAAGUGCUAUAAACUCAGUGAACGUGAGACAUAGACGUCAGAAAAUAGUAUUCCUCGUAACGACUGACUUAAGUGCCAUAAAUAUUGAUCCAGAUCUUAAAGUGUUACUCAAAACGUGUACAGUGAUUGUGUGGGGUGAAAAGAACUGUUGGGAGAAACUAAAUUUUCGGUUGCCUGACGUUGACGUCACGCUGCCUAAUCGGACGCUUCAUAACGCGAAUAAUAUUAAGACUAGUAAUAGGGAAGGGUUCGGGAGACACGGAAAUUUAAGGUAUACUGCGCCGCCUACGUCUCACGAUCCUUGGUAUAAAUACGGGAUGGCGCCUCCUAUCUUAAUGAUGUCGAGUCCGAUGCAUUCGACUAGCGCGAGUGCGGAGGUCUCAGCGCGUAGUACCGAGGACGAGACGUGUUCAGUGGCUAGUAGCGAGGGCCGGCCCGACGACCGGUUACCGCACCAUCAUAGCUACGUCUCCAUAGAUAAUCACCAGUGCGAGGAGCGACCUCUCAGGCCCGCUCAACAAAUACCUAUGUCAAACACAAGGCCCACUAACGUGAGAAAGACUUACUUUGUAUAGAGUUAUGAAAAUGUGAUUUAUUUUAAUUGUACAUAAACUCAAUUGUAAUGAUAGGGUUAGAAACUUCUGAUAUAAAACGUACGUGUAUUAAGCAUAAUAAUGUUAAGUACGAGAGAUAAAUCGGUGCUGAACACUAAAUGUAAUGAGGUAACUAUGGGGUUCUUAACCUUUUGUUAUUAUUUGUUAAUUUACGAUUACACGUACUACAAGUACCUUAUCAUUGAAUAUUGUUUACGUAAUGAUAUUCGACUGCAUUUAAAUAUUUAACGUACCUGUUUAUCGUGACAGCCAUCAUGUUUGUUGCCUUUACUUGUACAUGAGUUACAAAACAAAACAUUCCUUAUCUUAUGUAAAAUGCUGAAUGUAAGUAUCUAAUGUUACGAGGUUCCGGACUAAAUUAGUCUAGCUAGUAUAUCUUUGUGGAGUAAACGACUAAUUUGUGAUAAUUUAGGUACUUAGUUUAAUCCCUACGAUUCGAAUUGAGAAGUGUAUAAAAGAACAAAUUAUUUUAAGAAUGUAAAUAUACCUGUUAAGGUUUUAUAGCUGUCGAAGAACUGAAAUGUACCCUAGUCAAUUGUAAAUAGCUAUUUCUAGAUCUAAGUUUAUAAUUUGUGAUGUAAUUAGUAGUUAGAAUAUUAAAAAUCGUAUUUAUUACGCUUC
Molecule: messenger RNA, 4851 nt
Organism: Pararge aegeria (speckled wood butterfly)
Lineage: Eukaryota; Metazoa; Arthropoda; Insecta; Lepidoptera; Nymphalidae
Product: toll-like receptor Tollo
Exons: 1
Coding region: 163-4191 (1342 amino acids)
Biological process (GO): signal transduction
Cellular component (GO): plasma membrane
Molecular function (GO): protein binding
Source: RefSeq, a predicted model, not a curated record